UUCUCUAAUGUCUUUCAUAUCUUCACAUAUUUGUUUCCAUACAUCAAGUCUCAAGUAGGCCUAUGGUAGUAAGCUAUCAAAGUCAAUUCAAUUCAACUAUAUAUUGAGUUACAUAUAUAACUUGGUAUAAUAAUUCUAUACGUACUACAUUACUUCUCUCUUAUAGCAGCCUAUACUGGAUAUUUUCUCAUAUUGCGAUAGAGUAUUCAGAUAAGAUAUAUACCGUAUGUUGAUAUUGAAAUAUUUUCAAAAUAGGCCUACGUGACUACCUAUUCUUGGUUACUGGACGCAAUAAUCAGUGAUAAAAAGACAGUAUAAGAGUGAGGAUGAAAAUAUUAUGAAAAAGAAUUGGAAACAAUUCUUUUUCAGAAAAAAUAUGAUCAAUAAUAUUAUAAUUUAUUAGGUUGGAAUACAUUAUUCUACUUCAAUUGAAUAAGUCUGUUUAUUGAAAAGUAAAUAAUCUCGUCUCAAGAACUCAAUGCAAUUAUCAAACUCUUUCCAUUUGGCCUAUUGGCUUUAUCGUAAUGCUCCUCCAGAGAUUCUAUCAAUUAUUAGUGAGGGGUGUAGCAUCGCCGUCUAUAAGCGCGGAGUGAGCAGGUGGCUUCUCAGUAUUCUAUCAGAAUAACAUAUAUUGGCCCGGCGGCUGCAGAGGCUCUGUUGCGGUUCCCUUAUGCCUAGUAAUUUGCUCCUAAUAGUCCGUCCUUACUUAUUUGAUUUGUUCAGUUUUUCUUUCCCUUCAAGGGAAGGAUCAUUAAUACUUCUCAAUGUUCAAGUAUUAAAAAGCGGAAUCAUCACUCAUCCGUGUAAAAAGUUCUUCUUCGCCGUAUUACUCAUUAUACAAAUUGACCUUAUCGUAAACUUAUACACAGAAUGGAGGGACCCCAUCAGCAGACUUUUGACAUUGAAGGAGUUUCUGUUAUCGUGGAACGGAUUGCUGGGAUAUAUGGCUUCAAAAGAAAGUAAAAAACUGUUGAAGUACGUUCGUGAACAUUUAGAGAGGUUCCAAAUCGAUAAGAAAUCUAGUAAUGAAGUGAAAGAGCUAUUUAAAGAGCGAGAUGCGAAAGUGUUAAAAUACAAUAGAAUUGUGUCAAUUUUACUCACAUAUACAUUGCACAUCACAUGUGGUAUGGUGCCUUAUUUAAUGAUCCUCAUAUCGCUCUUAAAAUCACAUCUAAACGGCGAAAACUUCAAAAAUCUGCCUCAGAUCUUGCAUCUAUAUUUUCCCAAGGCUUUUGAUACAUCUCUGGUGUUUCAGUUGGUCUACCAAACCAGUGUCUAUGUGUGGUAUGGUCUGCUGCUUUACUAUUGGACAAUACUGGCCAAGGGUGUGUAUUUCAGUUUCACAUGUUUGAACACUGAAAUGAAACUGUUCUGCCACAAAAUGGAGAGGAUUGAUGAGGUGAAUAAUCAUCUCACUAAUGAGGAUGAAAAUGAAAAAAAUCUCAGAAUAUAUUUGAGGAAUAUUGUGUGUGAACAUCAAUCAAUUUGCAGAAACAUUGAACAUUUUGGAAAAAUCUCCAGCAAACCUUUGUUUGGCAUUAUCAAUUUGUACGGCUCACAAAUUUGUAUAUACUUGGCUUUCAUUACGUUGAUUGAAGACAUACACAUAAAAUUGCGAUAUAUUACACGUUAUCUCAUCACAUUUGCUUUCGUCUACUUCUCUGCAUCCAAUGGUCAGAACAUAACUGAUUUGGGAAGAAAAUUGAGACUAUCAUUGUUUGAAUGUUCAUGGGUGGAUAAGCCUGCCUGGUUCAGAAAAACGUUAUUAUUCAUGAACAUAAGGGCUUCAAAAGAUAUGUCAGUCAAGCCAUUUGGACUGUACGUCUUGGAUAUUGGCUGUAUUGUCACAGUCUGCAAAGGAACUUAUACCUAUUUAAAUUUCGCGAAGAAUAUGAUUGAUUGAAGUUAUUUAUUAUAGUUGAUUAUAUACAGCAAAGGUCUGCGAGGAAUUACUUUGAACAGUGUAUUGAAGUUGGAUAAUAAUUAUUUCAUUACCUACUUAUAAGUUGAGUUAUUAUUUAAAACUAUAACUAUAAAAAAAUUUGUCCAGUGGAAUGUUUUAACUGGAAAAUGUGAAAUUUAUGAGAUGUUUUUUACAUUUUUACUUGAAAAAUAUGUUAGAAUUAUGAAUUUGAUAUGAAUAGGGUAUUUGGUAUAAUGAGAUUACAAGUUUUUUAUUUGAAAUACAACUGAAUCAUUCAUUUAAAUGAUUUUCUCAAUUCUUAUCCCAAACCCUUUAAGAAGUGUGUUAUAGUACUCACCCAUUUAAAACUUUUUUUCA
Messenger RNA from Nilaparvata lugens (brown planthopper), 2281 nucleotides. Its product is annotated as odorant receptor 43a-like. Bases 671 to 1903 code for a protein of 410 amino acids. The record is from RefSeq and is a predicted model, not a curated record. Gene Ontology annotation, cellular component: plasma membrane. The transcript has 6 exons. NCBI's taxonomy places the organism in Eukaryota, Metazoa, Arthropoda, Insecta, Hemiptera, Delphacidae. Gene Ontology annotation, molecular function: odorant binding; olfactory receptor activity. Gene Ontology annotation, biological process: sensory perception of smell; detection of chemical stimulus involved in sensory perception of smell.